CCCAACUCACCUCGCUUAAAGUCUCCAAAAAAAAAUAAAUAAAUAAAAAAAUAAAAAUAAAUAAAAGAGAGGGAAGGGAGAAAAGUUUCUCUGGAGUUAAAGGGAAUCGCUAAAAAGCCCUUGAAGUCAGUCAAGAGAUGAUCAGAGAGGCGCAGCGCAAGUCCUUCUGGAGGGCUCUGCUGGCCGAGUUCCUGGGGAUGACCAUCUUCGUCUUCCUGAGCAUCGGAUCGGCCACCAAGUGGACGCCGGGCGGCUUCCCCGCCGACGUGGUGCAGGUCGCGCUGACCUUCGGCCUGGCCAUCGCCACCUUAGCCCAGAGCAUCGGCCACGUCAGUGGGGCCCACCUGAACCCGGCCGUCACCCUGGGGCUGCUGGUGGGCUGUCAGGUCAGCAUCCUCCGGGCCCUGGGCUACAUCAUCUCCCAGCUGCUGGGCGCCGUGGCGGCCAGUGCCAUCCUCCUGGGUCUGACCCCCAAAUCCAGGAACGGGACCCUCGGAGUCAACGCUCUAGGCGAUGGUGUUACUCCAGUGCAGGGUCUGGGCGUUGAAAUUAUCAUCACUUUCCAGCUCGUUCUCUGCGUCUUUGCGACCACCGAUAAACGAAGGACUGAUCUCUCAGGCUCUGGACCUCUUGCCAUUGGACUGUCGGUUGCUAUUGGUCACCUAAUGGCGAUUGGCUUCACCGGAUGUGGGAUGAAUCCUGCCCGGUCCUUCGGGCCAGCUGUCGUUACUGGCGACUUCAAGGAUCACUGGUUGUACUGGGUGGGCCCCAUGAUCGGAGGUGUGGCCGCCGCCCUCGUCUACGACUACUUGCUCACCACCCACUGUGGCGACCUGUCCGAGCGGCUCAAGGUGCUGACCAGUGGCCAGGUGGAGGAGUAUGACGUGGAGGGAGAAGAAGACCACGCUAGGAUGGAGAUGAAGCCAAAAUAAAGCUAAGAAAGGAAGAUAAAGGAGCUGGGAGACACCCGUCGGCGGAGAGAGAAACCAAAAAAAAACACAACACCAAUGGGCCCUGGGAUCAGGGU
Molecule: messenger RNA, 1027 nt
Organism: Carcharodon carcharias (great white shark)
Lineage: Eukaryota; Metazoa; Chordata; Chondrichthyes; Lamniformes; Lamnidae
Product: aquaporin-1-like
Exons: 4
Coding region: 138-932 (264 amino acids)
Biological process (GO): hyperosmotic response; renal water transport; carbon dioxide transmembrane transport
Cellular component (GO): membrane
Molecular function (GO): glycerol transmembrane transporter activity; ammonium channel activity; water channel activity
Source: RefSeq, a predicted model, not a curated record